UAGCAUUGUUAGCUUUGCGUACUUCUGCACGCGGUUAGUUUGAUUUUGGCGUGGAGAUGGGUAGGGUUAUUCGUAGCCAGCGUAAGGGUGCCGGAGGUGUUUUCAAAGCGCAUACCAAACAUCGUAAAGGAGCUGCUAAGUUGCGUCCAAAUGAUUUCGCUGAACGACAUGGUUAUAUUCGCGGUGUCGUUAAAGAAAUAAUUCAUGAUCCGGGUCGUGGCGCUCCGUUAGCCAAAGUGUCCUUCAGAGAUGUAUAUUCAUACAAGUUGAUCAAGCAGACAUUUAUCGCGGCGGAAGGCUUGCAUACUGGACAGUUCGUGUACUGUGGUAGAAAAGCCAAACUUCAGAUUGGCAACAUCCUCCCAAUAGGUGCAAUGCCUGAAGGAACCGUGGUUUGCAAUCUGGAGGAGAAGUGUGGUGAUCGUGGGAGGUUAGCUCGUGCAAGUGGGAAUUAUGCAACUGUUGUCGCUCACAAUCUCGACACUAAACGAACUCGUGUCAAACUACCAUCAGGUGCAAAAAAAGUUUUGCCAUCGACUUGCCGUGCCAUGGUUGGUCUCGUUGCUGGCGGUGGUCGGGUAGACAAGCCUAUUUUAAAAGCAGGUCGAGCCUAUCAUAAGUAUAAAGCUAAAAGGCAUUGUUGGCCCACAGUCAGAGGUGUUGCCAUGAACGUCCUGCUCCUGGAUUUUGUGACGCUACGUUGACGUCAGAUUUCAAGUCCGGGCAAUUAAGAUUGACAUGCUUAAAGUACGGUCGCCAUAAAUGUCAAUCCUCGCUUGGUUAGCUUUUUCCACAACUUUGUUUAACAGUAGAAACUGAGCGUCUAUAUUGUGCCUCUAAUUAGUGCAUGCCGAUGAAUUAUUCUUUUUGAUAAACUUCAAGUGAACAAACUCGGACAAUAGUCAACAAUCAUAAUAUCUACGUAUAAUUAUCCCACUUUGGUCUUCUAUAUAUUUGAAUUUCUGACCCCAAAUCUUUCUUAUCAUCACUGAUACUGUCACUACCUCCAAUAGUCUGAGGUUGGGCCUAACAUUUCUACGUGAGUGACUGAGCUAUCCUACGUAAAUUAAGAAUACAACCCCUGACAUUUCAUCAUCCAAGGAGCAGUUUUCUGUAAUCGCAUUGGGGACAUUAGUAAAUCUCAAGAUUUGUUUGCGAAAAGCUUGCAAGAUCUAAGUCUCCAUUAACUUCGAGUAACUGAGUUCCGAAGUUUUAGGUAGCCUAUUGUAAGUAAUAUUGUUUAAAGUCUCAACGAACGCAGAACCUUUAACAUGGUCAUGAACAGUUAAUAACUGCUGAUACAUCGUUGUUAAUCACGUUACUUCAUAAAAUAUCUCACUAGUUUUACUGCAGACGUUUUCAUUUCUUUUUUAUAAAAAGCGUGAUCUAAGAUUCUGCCGUCAACAUAAUGUGAAGAUAUGGCCGCAGCAAGUAGCUAGCAUACUAGUUAUGUACAAAAAAUUUGAAGUGUAACAAGUAGGGGUUAAAAUGUUACUAAAAUAUCCCAGUUAGCUCAGCCUUCAUUUUCGAAAUGCUCGACAUCUAGCUGACUGAUACGUGAAUAGUACUAACGUACUGUCAUGCUCAACUUGUCAUACGCGAAUCUAACGUGUUACAAUACAAUGAUAUACUAUAUUUACAACUAUUGGAAGGCAGUUUUUAAGUGACACACAAUCAUCGGUUAGGUGAAGGUGUUAAAUAUAUUGGCAAUUUGAUCAUACUUAAUUUUGCUAUGAAUCUUCCAAGUGUACUUCCACGUGUUUAACAUUUUCAUAAUGUCAGUUCGUUAUACAAGUAUGUCAAAUAUCUGCACUUUCUUACUGUUGACAGCCUGUCGAGCAUCCUCACGGUGGU
This is a messenger RNA of Schistosoma mattheei, 1854 nucleotides long. The record is from the annotation of a GenBank genome assembly. NCBI's taxonomy places the organism in Eukaryota, Metazoa, Platyhelminthes, Trematoda, Strigeidida, Schistosomatidae.